This is a messenger RNA of Oncorhynchus gorbuscha (pink salmon), 398 nucleotides long. RefSeq names its product rho guanine nucleotide exchange factor 2-like. Gene Ontology annotation, biological process: positive regulation of canonical NF-kappaB signal transduction; adrenergic receptor signaling pathway; regulation of Rho protein signal transduction. The annotation marks the transcript as partial. Gene Ontology annotation, molecular function: guanyl-nucleotide exchange factor activity; MAP kinase scaffold activity. The transcript has 2 exons. NCBI's taxonomy places the organism in Eukaryota, Metazoa, Chordata, Actinopteri, Salmoniformes, Salmonidae. The record is from RefSeq and is a predicted model, not a curated record. Gene Ontology annotation, cellular component: membrane; actin cytoskeleton.
GCACAGAGAUGAUUGACAGUCAGCUGAUGGGGGAGUUUGAGGAAGACCUGAAAGAGCUGGAAGCAGACUCCUGGAGCAACGUUAUGGACAGCAACUUCCUCAAACAUCUGAAGAAGGACGUCAUCAAGAGACAGGAGGUCAUCUACGAGUUGAUGCAGACAGAGAUGCACCACGUGAGGACCCUGCUGAUCAUGAUGGAGGUGUACAGUAAGGGUCUUGUGAAGGAGCUGCAGCUGGAACCUCAGACAGUAGACAGGCUGUUCCCUGCCCUGGGGGAGCUCCUGGACCUCCACACCUCCUUCCUGACACGUCUCAUGGAGAGGAAGAGAGAGAGCCAGCUGGAGGGGGAGGACAGAGGAUUCAUCAUCAACAAGAUAGGAGACAUCCUGGAGACACAG